AUGAUCAAAGAUCCCAAACUUAAUACCAUUAAAACGGUUGCAUUCAAAGUGCAUAACAUUAACGAUAUAUUGGAUUACUUGAGACAAACGACCGCUGGUUUCCUAUACUCGCAGUACUUCUACUUAAUGGCCGGCAAUAGGAUCUGUUGGAUCAAUAAGACCACAGAAGUCUGGAGCGAUGAAUGUCUGCCACAAACUAUCACCAAAUUAACAUGUGAUCCUUUAAUACUGACCCCUUAUAUAAGGAAACAUCAAAUAAGCGAGGCAAAAAGUCUUAGCCGUGUCACUGGUCUACCAAAUGCGCCGACAUUUGAAAGUUAUUCCGGUUUUCUGACGGUUGACGACCGGUUCAACAGUAAUAUGUUUUUCUGGUUCUUCCCAUCGUUUAAAAAUCCCAAAACCUCUCCCGUAGUCGUAUGGCUGGAAGGAGGACCCGGAAUAUCGUCGUUAUUCUCAUUGUUCACAUUUGGACCGUUAGUUGUGGACCAGAUGCUAAAUGUGACGACAACUCCCUCUUCAUGGGCUCAGGAGGUGUCCAUUCUAUACAUAGACAAUCCGGUGGGAACGGGAUAUAGUUUUACUGACAAUGCAAAGGGCUAUUCAACAAAUGAAAACAUGAUUGCUGAUAAUUUGUAUGAAGCUUUACAACAGUUUUAUACAGUGUUUGCCGAAUACCGAGGGAAUGGUGUUUAUAUUACGGGUCAAUCGUAUGGAGGACACUACGUACCGGCGCUCGGAUAUAAA
This is a messenger RNA of Oppiella nova, 744 nucleotides long. NCBI's taxonomy places the organism in Eukaryota, Metazoa, Arthropoda, Arachnida, Sarcoptiformes, Oppiidae. The record is from the annotation of a GenBank genome assembly.